Molecule: messenger RNA, 1662 nt
Organism: Symbiodinium natans
Lineage: Eukaryota; Dinophyceae; Suessiales; Symbiodiniaceae
Source: the annotation of a GenBank genome assembly
UGUGUGGACUCCGGCAUGAAUUUAGGGGACUUGCAGCGGCUUGGAGCUGUUUUGGCUCCGCUUCGACUCCGUUUGCCGCCGCCGCGAAUUAUGCGGGACGUUGUGUGCAUCGUCUACAAUCUGGCUGGAGAAGUUAUUCACACCGGAACAUCUCCAAGCGUCGAGCAGGCUUUGCAGAAAGCUCAGGCUGCAUGCAGCGGCGUAGCUCUUGUCCCAUAUGCAAGGCCCUUCGAAUUGAGCGCACAUCAGUGGUUGCUGGAGUUGCAGGCCAGCAACCCCAGCGGCGUGAUUGACUUACUUGCCAUCCGCAUGAAGAAAAGAAUGACGAGCACCUAUGAGUGCCUCGUCAAAAGAGGGUUGCAGUGGCCAACGUACGUUGUCAGGAUUGGCGACGCAAUCCUGGCAUGGCAGGGCACGGGCUACACGACUUGGGGCUGCGAACGUUGCGGUGGUAAGGCUGUCAAUAUUGUCCGAUGGCUGACGUUGGGUAGUAAGGUUUUUGCCAACCGCGGUGCUUGGGUUGCCCUCCAAAUUGACGGCACCGUGCUUUGUUGGGGGCUUCCCGAAGCCGGAGGCAACAUACCACCAAGCAUAAAGCAGCAAUUGUGGGGCAUCAAAGAUAUCCAGCAAACAGAGUUCGCCUUCGCAGCGCUAAGAAUAGAUGGCGUGGUUCUCACCUGGGGCCGACAUGACCGUGGAGGCCGGAUGGGGAAGAAGCUUCAAGAGCAACUGCGCCAUGUACUUUUCAUUUCGGCCAGCGACAAGUAUUUCGCCGCUGCAACACGGGAUGCAGUCGUGAUGUGGAAAGAUGAAAAUCAUGUACAGUGGUUCCAAGGAGUCAGAGCUAGCAAGCUGGUGCCAACGACGAGUGCCUUUGCUGCCAUGUGCAACAACGAUGACGGCAGCGAAAAGGUCGUAAUACUGGGAGAUGCUGGUUGCCACUGGGGCGACCGUGCCGGGCAACAUGAAGUGCUCAAUGCAGUUGAUGUGCUGACUACUCACGAUGCCUUUGCCAUCAUCACCGCGGAAGGCAUCGAGACACUUGGCCGGAAGGCCAUGGGGGGAGAAUGCCCCAACGAAGUGAAGCAAAGGUUGACAUCGAUGUCCAGGCCUUGCAGAAUCCUCUCGAAUCCCUUUGCUUUUACUAUUGCCGGCAGAAACCAUCAAACCGGCAAUCUCUCUCUAGAAACCUGGGGGCACCAGGACUAUGGCGGUGACAGCAGACAAGUCCGAAACGUUCUCAGCAACGUGCAGAGCAUCGAUCUUUGUGAGAAUACCUGUGGUGCAUUUGCAGUCAUAGUGGUUGUCAACGGGGCCCGGCAGCUGGUGACGUGGGGUCACCAAGAUUUCGGUGGAAACUGGCGAACUGCUUUGGAUGCAGUGUCCAAGGCAGAUCAGGUUGACGAGGGACAACUUUCAAGAAUGUUGGCCGAAGCAGCUGCUCUCCAUGCCAACUCAGAAAGCUUUUGUGUGGUCCUGGGUGAUGGCACUGUGUGGUGUUGGGGAAGCUCAUUGUGCACAAAAGGCUUCGCCAAUGCCAAGCAGCGGAUCGACGAAGAGGGUGCGGUAGAGGUCCUAAGUUCUGCAAAGGCUUUUACAGUUGUCACUAGCAAAGGCAGCCGAAUUUCUUGGGGCGAUGAGCAAAGCGGAGCCCAGUACUAG